This is a messenger RNA of Rhododendron vialii, 824 nucleotides long. RefSeq lists its product as uncharacterized. The transcript is spliced from 6 exons. The record is from RefSeq and is a predicted model, not a curated record. Lineage: Eukaryota; Viridiplantae; Streptophyta; Magnoliopsida; Ericales; Ericaceae. Bases 8 to 634 code for a protein of 208 amino acids. Gene Ontology annotation, cellular component: endoplasmic reticulum.
CGCUCAAAUGUCCGUAGCCUACUCUCUCUCUCUCUCUCUCUUUCUCUCUAUGGCGAUUCCGAUGGACUCGAUGAUCUUCGCUCUUUCACUUCUAUUUUUCAUUUCUGCAGCAUUUUCAAUCUCAGAAUCUCCAUUCAUAGUCGCGCACAAGAAGGCCACCCUCACAAAUCUCCAAUCCGGCAUCGACCGCGUCUCCGUCUCCAUCGACGUCUACAACCGUGGAUCUGCUUCUGCAUUUGAUGUCAGUCUCACUGAUAAUAGCUGGGGUCAUGAAGUAUUUGAUAUUGUUAGUGGCAACUAUACCAAAACAUGGGAAAGACUUGAUGCUGGAUCUCAUGUUUCCCACUCCUUCGAGUUGAUGUCCCAAGUGAAAACCAGGCACUUUGGUGCACCUGCUGUCAUCACAUUUCGAGUCCCCAAGAAUGCCAAACUCCAGGAGGCAUAUUCAACUCCAAUCCUACCACUGGAUAUCCUUGCCGACAAAACUGCUGAACAGAAGUUUGAAUGGGCGAAGAGAUUUGUCACGAAGUAUGGCUCCCUAAUUUCUGUCAUCUGCAUUGUUACUCUAUCCGGUCACCUUAUCACUUCUCCUUCCAAAUCCAGCGAUGGAAAGGGAAACAAGAAAAGGCGAUAAGAAUUGCAGUUUGUUUUCCUUUUCCCGGCAAAGAAAUAACAUUGGCUCUUAUAGUCGAAGUAGUUUUUAAACACAGGAUGUACCUUUCAAAAGAAAUUUUGUUGAAUAACUGCUAAUGAUUCAGUUUUGAAAUCUGGUUAUUAGCAUCGAGAUACUUUUGAUUUUGCGUUGAAAAUUUCCGCUGAGAUAA